Aspergillus puulaauensis is the source of this 2496-nucleotide messenger RNA. RefSeq names its product putative differentiation regulator (Nrd1). Gene Ontology annotation, biological process: mRNA splicing, via spliceosome. The record is from RefSeq and is a predicted model, not a curated record. Bases 1 to 2496 code for a protein of 831 amino acids. The transcript has a single exon. Gene Ontology annotation, cellular component: cytoplasmic stress granule. Gene Ontology annotation, molecular function: mRNA binding. NCBI's taxonomy places the organism in Eukaryota, Fungi, Ascomycota, Eurotiomycetes, Eurotiales, Aspergillaceae.
AUGCAAACCUCCGAUGCCUCCAAUAUCUCGAGUCGUUUGAAAUUUUCUCACCUGAAUGCGGAUAGUACUGGAUUUUCCCACGGAGCGUACAGUUCAAACAACCUCCCCCUGCAAGGAUUGUCGGACCGGAAUCAUCGUCGAGUAAACAUUCCUGCCAUCAACACGACUGCUACCGCGAGCACGGCCGAUAACAUGGCGAACUCGGGCACCGCGUUCGAUAUGAACUUUACUCCCCUCCUUCCUUCCCAGCUCCUACUCGGCAGUCCGUUCCAACCCGGUACACCCUCCGCGUUUACUUCGCCGCAAUUCACCAACUAUGGCGGGUUCUCCCAAAACGCUUCGGCGCAGGGGCCACAGAACCAGCUAGGUAGCCCGACACAAGCUUCGCAUAAUCCUGGUCUAUAUUCCAACAUGUUAGCUGCAGAAGGUCUGGGAAAUCAACAGAUGCUAGGCGGCCCCCAGUCCCCUGUCGGUGGGCUAGGAGGACUGGGGAAUGCUGCAUAUGGUAGCCCUGCAGCAUCUGUAACUCCCGGUCUUCUUUCUGGUACCAGCCGCACUGUAUACCUUGGCAAUAUUCCCCCAGAGACACCAGCGGAGGAAAUUCUGAAUCACGUCCGAAGUGGCCAGAUUGAGUCUGUCCGCUUGCUCCCUGACAAGAACUGCGCCUUCAUCUCGUUCCUAGAUAGCAACUCCGCCACACACUUUCAUUCGGAUGCUAUCCUGAAAAAGCUAGCCAUCAAGGGCAAUGACAUCAAGGUAGGCUGGGGUAAGCCUUCGCAGGUACCAACAUCAGUCGCGUUAGCCGUCCAGCAGUCGGGAGCUUCGCGGAACGUGUAUCUUGGGAAUUUACCAGAGGAGACAACAGAGGAUGAUCUACGAGAAGAACUUGGCAAAUUCGGCCCAAUUGACACCGUUAAGAUUGUCAAAGAAAAGGCCAUUGGGUUUGUUCACUUCCUGUCAAUCACAAAUGCCAUGAAAGCUGUUUCCCAGUUACCUCAGGAGGCCAAAUGGCAGGCACCUAAGCGCGUUUUCUACGGAAAGGAUCGAUGCGCUUACGUCUCGAAGACGCAGCAACAGAAUGCUGCGCAGUUCUUGGGAAUUGCGCCGGGAUAUGCGCACAUUCUGAACUCAGCGGACCGUGACUUGAUUACCAAUGCUCUCGCCCAGCAGUCUGUCGCUGCGGCCGCAGUGGCUACUUCGGCCGGCGGUGUCAACAACCUGGGUAAUCGUACUAUCUACCUUGGCAACAUUCAUCCCGAAACCACGAUCGAGGAGAUCUGCAACGUUGUGCGAGGCGGUCUUCUACACCAUAUUCGUUACAUUCCCGACAAGCAUAUCUGCUUCGUUACCUUCAUUGACCCGACAUCAGCCGCUUCCUUCUAUGCUCUAAGCAACCUGCAGGGGCUCAUGAUUCACAACAGGCGGCUGAAGAUCGGCUGGGGUAAACACUCCGGACCCCUUCCACCUGCUAUUGCCCUCGCAGUUAGUGGCGGUGCUUCUCGCAAUGUUUACGUUGGAAAUCUAGAUGACUCGUGGGCCGAAGAGCGUCUGCGCCAAGAUUUUGCAGAGUAUGGAGAAAUCGAACUGGUAAACACGCUACGGGAGAAAAGCUGUGCCUUCGUAAACUUCACCAAUAUCGCAAACGCAAUUAAAGCUAUUGAGGGAAUGCGAAACCGAGAAGAAUAUCGGCGGUUCAAGAUUAACUUCGGUAAAGACCGAUGCGGGAACCCACCUCGUCAAACAGGCAAUGGUGGACAGCAAAGCCGCAACGGCAGCGGAAUCGAGGGACCGCAGUCGCCUUCUCCUGCGCUCAACGGCUUCAAUGCCUUUGCUCAACCCGGCUCCCAAUCUAGUCCCACCCGCCCGGCGCUUUCACCUGCACCCGGUUCAACGGGCUCCCAGAACGGUCAACAGAACCGACACCCCCUACAAACCGUUGCCUCUCCGUCCGGCAUCUUGAAUAACGGUUCCAGCAACCCUUUGACAAUGUAUCUCAACCAGAUGUCUACGCAACAAGUCCAGGAGCAAGAGGAUCGGCUCAACGAUCCCAUAUCCCUGGCGUCCCUACAAUCCCAACCCCAAUCCAACCAUCAUCACCAGCAAUCGCUUUAUAACGCGACUAGCACCAGCGAACUUACCAACGGCAGCAUUGACGCUCCUUUGCACCAGCAUAAGCCAUCUGCCAACGGCUUUCUGAACGUCACCAAUGGGUCCACUGGACCUGGUCACCACUCCACUGCGAGCACAAGCAACCUAAGCGUACCCCGUGCACAGCAUUCCCGUGCUGUGAGCUUGCCAUCAUUUUCGCAGGAACCAUUUGGUCCUAUCUCGGGCCAGCCUGGACCCGGUCGUUCUGGGGCGUCUCAUCACCCCCAGAGCAGUUUCUCAGGCUUUAAUUCCGCUCUGGGUGGUCUAAACCAUUCCGGCUUCGGGUUGGCUAUCCACAACGAGAACUCGUUGCCCGGCUGGGCAGAAGAAGAGAUUGGAGCCAAAUAA